Tetrahymena thermophila SB210 is the source of this 2985-nucleotide messenger RNA. RefSeq names its product double-stranded RNA-binding motif protein. NCBI's taxonomy places the organism in Eukaryota, Ciliophora, Oligohymenophorea, Hymenostomatida, Tetrahymenidae. The record is from RefSeq and is a predicted model, not a curated record. The transcript has 2 exons.
UAAAAUCUAAAAUAAUCAAAAUUUCAAAAUUAAAUUUUAAAAAUUUCAAAAUCAACACAGAUUAAAUAAAUACUAAAGUUAAUGGCGCAAUCUUUUAGAUUUAUAGACUAAGAAACAUAAGAUUUUUUAAUGGAGUUUUCUGAUCUUUAAAAUAAUGAAGUAGUGUAAAAAUUAUAAAAAGAUCAGAUGAAACUUCUUCAGUUAAAAAAUAAUUUAAAUAAUAUUGCUAAUUGUGCAUCUAUUAAUCCAACAAAAAAAUCUUAAGAAGUUAUUUAUUAAAAUGCUUAAUAAACAAAUAAUUUUUAGUAAGAUUAGCAAAGUUUUAAUGAUAAAAAUGCUAAUUUUUAAGGAAAUAAUUUUAAUGGAAAUUUAUAUUUUUAGUAGAAUUACAAGAAUGGUAAUUAAGAAUAAUAAAGCAUAAAUGAUUCGUAUAUUAUUGAUAAAAAAUAAAAUAGUAUUCGUGCUGAAUAAGGAGAAUAAAAAAGGGAAAAAGAAAACGAAAUAGUAAAAUAUUAAUUCAAAGAACUAAAAAAAAAAAUGAUUUAAAGAAGCUAAGACUAGAUAAUAGAUGAAAUAUACAAGCAUUAAAAGUAAUUGAUUUUGAAAGAAGCAACAGAUAGGCUUGAUAAAGAAGAUCCUUCAUAAAAAAGUGAGCAAAAUUGUUAACAAACAAUUCAAUAAAAUAAUAGCCUUGAAGAUUAAGAUAAAUUUAAUUAUUCAGUUAAUAAUGGAUAGGCUAUGAAUCAUUAAAGAUAAUAAAAAUAAGAUAUUUUAAGAAUGUUGAAUCCUCCUAAUUAUUUAAAAUAAAAAUGGAAUAUAAUAUAAAAAGGCAUUGAAGAUCGUUUAAUAACUCACAAUGAAGAUGGACUUCCUAAAAAUUUAAAUCCUAUAGAAAAGAGUAUUUUAAAAGAAAAAGAAAAUGGCUACAAGCUGCUCAAACCUGAAGGUGAAAUAGGAGAACUUGAAUAGCAAGAAGAAGAAGAAGAUGAAGAAAAUAUGAGCAACGAAGUCUUAAUAACAAGAAAAAUUGUUAAAAUACUUGAAGAAUUCAAAGAAGUUUAAAAAAGAGAUUAAGAUUCAAUAUUUCAUAUUGCUUUGAAAUAGUAUUGUGAGAAAUUUCAUAAAAACUAUGAUUGUGUCUUUACAGAGGAGAAGGAUUCGAAGUUAAAAGGUUUUAUUUGUGAAGUUAUUGUUGAUGGUAUUAGAUUAGGUCCUUAAUUAGCUAAAUCUAAAAAAGAUGCUAAGACAUAGGCUUGUAUGUGUGCUAUGGCUAGAAUUAUGCAAUAAUCUCCAAAUAUGAAACCUAUCGAGUAUUUUUAAAAAUUCUUAGAAUAGUCGAAAAAUAAAUACAUAAGAUUAAAUGAGAAUAUAGCUGAAGCUAUUUCAUAGCAUCAUUAGUAAGGAGGAGUUCCUUUAUCUGCAGAUAAUCCAUUAAGUGAUCUUGCCAUUGCUUAAGAGAUUCCUGAAAAUUCUAAUUAUAGAGAGGAAUUGUCAAUCUUUGCUCAUAAAAAUUUACAUAAAUAAAUAAUUUGGGAGACUUUAUUUGAUCCUAAAGAAAAGUUAUGGCUGGCCAUAGUAGCUGUUGGUAAUUUGUCAGAAAGAGGAUUUGGUAGAAGUAAAAAAUACGCUAAAAAUGUUGCAUCAUAUAAGUUAUUGCAAAGAUGCAAGCAGUUAAAAAUGAAAGAUGAUAUUUUUAAAAAUCCAAGAAAAGUUAAAACUUAAUUGCAGUUUGCUUUAAAUUUAGAAUAAAACGAAGAUGAAGAAAAUAUCAAACAACAAAACAGCCUUAUAAAAAUUAAGUAAAGUGGAAAAUAAAAUGAAUAAAUUAAUUCUAAAAGAUUAAGGUCAUAAGUAGAAGAUUUAGAAAAUGAUUUAGAUUAAGAAGAUGAAGAGUAAGAAUAAGAACCAGAUUUAAAAAAAUAACAGCAAUAAUAAUAAUAAAUAUAAUAAUAGCAGCAAUAGCCAAACACAAAGAGUGUAGCACAAAUAAAAAUGAAAGAAUUAAUUAUAUCUUUAGAAGAAAAAUAUAUUGAUUAUUACAAGUUAGAACUAUCCUCUAACUUAAAUUAAUCUAAAAUAAAUAAUGCCUCGAAUACAGAUGUCUUUAAGUAACUUUUAAAAUACGAUUCAGAGAUUUAAGCAACAAAAGCCUAGUAUUAAUCUUUGCAAAAUAUGUUUAACGAAGUAUAGAAAAAGCUUUUGAUUGAUCAAUAAUCUUAAUAUAUCAAAAAAUUGAUUCCUAUAGGGUCUUAUGUAAGUAAUUGUAUGAAUAAAUAUUCAACAGUUAUGGAUGUUGUAGCCUUAUUGAUGCCUUCAUAAGAAUAGGGAGAAAAUUUUGAACCUAAUCGCUUUUGUGAUAUACUUUACAGUGAAGUUUAGUCUACUAUCUUAAACAGUAACAUUGGAUACUUUUUUAAAAUGGAAUUGAACAAAGGUUGUGUUUUACUAGUAUUUACUCACAAUUCUUAAUAUAAAAUCAGACUUAUACCUAAUUUAGUAUUAGAAGAAAAUAUUUUGAAUAAAAGAAAAUAUUUAUAGUAAACUGAAAAUCCUUUAAAUGACUCAAUUAAAACCAUAAUAGAUCCAAAUGAAAGUUAAUUUUAUAGUGAUGGUUUAUUGCAUUACAUUUGGCUAAGCUAAUUCAAAUCAUAAAUCCAUUAGUAUGAGAGCUUAUUUAGAAUUUUAAGAAGAGUCUUUAAAUAUUAAGGAUUCAGAGUACCUAUAGAUUUAAUAGAUGUUGUAGUCGGACACGUCAGCCAUCAAUUUAGUUCUGCAUCAUUUUAAGAAAAUAUAGUGGGAUUUGUAAAAUUUAUGGCAUAAAAUGGCUUAGAUGAUAUUACACAUGAUAAUCUAUAAAUGGUCUCUAUUACUUAGCUUCAUGUUAAUUAAAUUAAAAGUUGUUCUGAAUUUGAACUUAAAAAAAUAACAGAAUACUUUAACAGCAUUUAUACAAAAAAAGCUUAUGAUAACUUAAUAAUUAUUUGA